AUGUCAGAAGCAAAUGCAAGCUUUGUGAACAGGCAUGACUUUAUGCAGAACAUUGGAAUGGCACAAGGCAUCAUUGGAAUGGUUCUCAACACUCUAGCUUGGCUGGUCAUCCUGCACAAUAAAAGCCUCCAUAAUAUGACUAAUUACUUGCUGGCGUAUCUUGCUGUGGUUGAUACUCUUGCCUGUUUUAGUGUAUUCCUUUAUAAUACAAAAGACUUAUACACUCCUGGUUUGGUAGGACUGGACAUUUACUGUCGACUUAUUAACAGCAGAUUUCUAGAGUCAUUAGCGGUCUUGUCAUCAAGUUAUGGUCUGUGUCUGGUGACAUUUGAGCGCUAUAUCGGAAUAGUACACCCACUGCACUAUCCCAGAGUGAUGUCUGCAAAAAAAACAGCUUACCAAAUUUUUUUGGCAUGGAUUAUCUCAUUUCUCAUCUCCUGUCCGAACCUCUUUGUCCAACAAGCAAACACCAGAAAAGAUGCACUAUCCGCAUGCCACAUCAUCUUGGAGUUAUCUUUAUUAGAGGACUUGUCAACAUUAAUCAUGUUUCCCUUCAGUUACAUUAUACCAAUCGUCUUUAUGAGUUGGGCUUACUACAAGAUCCAAGCCACUCUCAAGAAAAGUGCUCGACAACUCCAACAACAGAAUGUACAAGGAGCAGCCCUUGAGCUUCUACAGGCCAGACAGAAUGUGAUCAGCAUGCUUAGGAUUGUCAUGGGUGCACUACUGGUUUUGUGGACACCGUUAAUAAUAUGGCUGAGUCUUUGCUUAUUUCAUCCAAAUUAUGAUUUGUGCCAAUCCAAAAGCGGUGAAUAUAUUUUGUUCCUUCUCAUUUUCUUGUACGACAUGAACUCGGUAAUCAAUCCUAUCAUUUAUGUGUUUAAAUACAAGAAGUUUCGCAAAGGUCUACAAGAAAUGUUUUAUAGUAGGUGCGCAAGACCUAACCUCAUUGGUGUUCAGAUUGCUGUGAAUGAAGAAAAUGCAUAG
This is a messenger RNA of Asterias rubens (European starfish), 987 nucleotides long. RefSeq names its product adenosine receptor A2b-like. The transcript has a single exon. Lineage: Eukaryota; Metazoa; Echinodermata; Asteroidea; Forcipulatida; Asteriidae. The coding region runs from base 1 to 987 and encodes 328 amino acids. Gene Ontology annotation, molecular function: G protein-coupled receptor activity. The record is from RefSeq and is a predicted model, not a curated record. Gene Ontology annotation, cellular component: membrane. Gene Ontology annotation, biological process: G protein-coupled receptor signaling pathway.